CCUAGCACACCAAUAUAAAACUACACAAUGCAGCGGAAACACUGUGCAACUGGAGGACACAAACCGCGAAGGAAUCCCCCUCCUAUUUGAACAGAGCAGGAGGGGGGGUGGCUCUGGAAAGACGCGCUGGGGCGUGUGACGUGUCCGAGGCUGGAGGUUGUUGUUGUGGAAGUGGCGCCGGGUCGGGCCAGUUACUGGCAGAGAGUGACAGCGGGGUCAGUGAGUACCAGAGCCCUGGCAAUCUAACAGCCAGAAUAUCACCGCUGGGAUCAGCUCUGUCUGUAUUGGUAUCUUUCUUGUUUUGAGUUGGCUGAAUGCACAGUGAACACUUUAUUACGGUCCCAGCUUUGUCGUCAUCUGCCAGAGAAACAGGGAGAAGCCAGUAAGUUGUGAUGGAUAAUUAACACCCAACAGCAGAAACAGAAUCCUCACUUCUGCCUUGGUUGAAGGAGCUCUCAUCGCCAUCUCCUCACUGAAAUGCAUUCAUCCCUACAUGCAUAGACCAAACUGCAGGAUGAGCAUAGCGGUUAUUUUCAACGCUCUGCUCGUGUCCAUCCUGGCGGUCAUGUUGUGGAAGUACGUUAAGUUGUGGGAACAUGCCGUGUCCAUUGAGGAAGAGUUGAUGCUGUCCCGGCAGACCCAAGAACUGUCCCAAGUCAGGAUUGACUACCAUGUUGCCUUGCAAGCCCUGAUGGAAGAUGGCACCAGGAUGGUUUGCACAGGAAGAAUGCACACUGAGCGGAUCUGCCGCUUCGAGUCCCUCUGCUACUCCACUGAGGCUGAGGAGUUUGUCUUCUUCCAUAGCAACGCUUCUAUCUUGCUGCCAAAUCUGGGCUCCCGGCGGUUCCAGCCUGCUCUGCUAGACCUGUCUUCUGUAGAAGAUCACACCUCACAAUACUUCAAUUUUGUGGAAUUACCUGUUGCUGCUCUUAAGUUCAUGCCGAAGCCGGUUUUUGUGCCAGAUGUUGCAUUGAUCAUGAACCGUUUCAACUCAGACAACCUCAUGCAUGUCUUUCAUGAUGACCUCCUCCCAAUCUACUACACCAUGCAACAGUUUCCAGACUUGGACGCAGACUCGCGGUUGGUAUUUAUGGAAGGCUGGAAUGAAGGGUCGCACUUUGAUCUCUACAAAUUGCUUAGCAACAAGCAACCCCUUCUGAGGGAUCAACUGAAAGGCCUCGGCAAGUUGCUUUGCUUUACGAAAUCUUAUGUUGGGUUGUCAAAAAUGACAACUUGGUAUCAGUAUGGGUUCAUCCAACCUCAGGGACCAAAAGCAAAUAUAUUGGUAUCUGGGAAUGAAAUUAGGCAAUUCACACACUUCCUCAUGGAAAAGUUAAACACAACCACAGAGUCCGGUGGUGAAGGGUACAUUGUGGUGUUCAGUCGUACAGUCAAUAGGUUAAUUCUGAAUGAAGCAGAAUUGAUCUUGGGCUUUGCACAGGAAUUUCAGAUGAAGGCUAUUGUGGUGUCUCUGGAUGAUUAUUCCUUUGGAGAUCUCGUGGGACUGAUUAGUGGAGCCUCCAUGCUGGUCAGCAUGCAUGGAUCCCAGCUGGUGAUGGCGCUCUUUCUGCCCCCAGGUGCUGUGGUUGUCGAACUCUUCCCUUAUGCUGUUAAUCCCGAACAUUACACGCCUUACAAAAUGCUGGCAUCUCUCCCAGGCAUGGACCUGCAGUAUGUUGCUUGGCAGAAUACUAAAGAGGAGAAUACGGUUGCUUAUCCCAAAAGGCCGUGGGAACAAGGCGGAAUUGCUCAUCUUGAUAAAGCUGAACAAGAGCGUAUAAUAAAGAGCAAAGAGGUCCCUCGCCAUCUGUGCUGCCGAAAUCCUGAGUGGCUGUUUCGUAUUUAUCAGGACACCCUUGUGGAUAUCCCCUCACUGAUGAGUGCCAUUCAUCAGUCAGUGAAAUCCAAACUUCCUCUCAGAAAGGUUAAGUCAAGCAGCGUAAUAUACCCUGGAAAGGUGAGAGAUUCCAAGUGCCAAACCUCUGUUCAGAGCACCAAAGUGGCAAAGUUGUCCAUUUCUUGGCAAGUACCUUGGAAUCUGAAAUACUUAAAGGUAAAAGAGGUGAAGUAUGAAGUGUGGAUACAGGAACAGGGCGAGAACACUUACAUGCCUUACAUCUUGCCUUACCAGAACUACACAUUCAUGGAAAACAUUAAACCGUUUACAACCUAUCUGGUUUGGAUAAGGUGCAUCUUUAAUAAAAACCUUCUUGGCCCAUUUGCAGAGGCACUGACUUGCAACACAUAAAGCAAGACUGCUGAUCAGAUGAGAAGAAACAUCCUGUACUUCAAUAAGUUGUGUGGCUUAAAAAUGUGUAAUUCAAUAUUUGUUUAGCCCCUGUAGCUGAAAAUAUUUGUAGUGAGUAACGGGACAGAUCUUAAAUAAUGGGUUGUUUUGGGGCUUUUGUGCACAGUUGAGUGAGCCUGUCGUGAAGUGCUGACCUGAUGUAAAGAGGUACAGGUUCAAAGCCAAUUAAGAUGUGGCUGAAAUGAUGAAUCACGACUAAAAUUAAUAAGGUCGUUUUGGACUGGUUCUUAACACAGUGGUUGGAUAAAACCGCCGGAGUAUCUCAAAUCACAAGUUCAGUAUCUGAGUAAGGGUGGUAUCAUUGGCUAUGACAGCAUGUGAGACGGAGAGAAUGUGAAUGUUUGGGUUCAUAAUGAAGACAAUUUUGGGGUUUUGAAGCAAAAACAGUUAGCUUGCUCAUAUCAUAUGUGCAACUUAGUCAAUUCUGAAGUGAAGAAACCAACCAAAGCUUCACCAACAAAUGUAAUGAGCUGCGACUGCUGAGAAUUUCACACAGGCCUGCUGCGAUCUGAGCCACAAAUGCAUAAAAUAAUACAUAAGGGUUGUAGAUCGGCUAAAGUGAACCUGCUUGGUAAAAUGUUUGAGUUUCUUUUAAAGUUCUUUUUCCUCUAUCAGAAGAGCCUGCCCCUCUCCAAUUGGAAAUGACUUCAUUACACUUGCUGUAUUGCAGAUUGGUGAAGAGCAUUCCUCCCAUCACUGUCCCUGCACAAAAUAUAAUAACCACAAAUCCCUCCAGAUGCUAAAGGCUUGCUCCUGUAUGGGCUUUCUGUUCCCCAUUUCCACAAGUUUUUUCUCAGAUAUUGAUGAACCUUUGCUGAAGAAAUCUGACCAGGUGCUGACUUACUUCAGUUCCCCUCACUGUGAAUCGAUUCCCUGAUUCUUACGGAUUCUAAAUUAAGAUCUUAAAAUCUUCUUUCCCUCCAUCUCUUUUCAGAAACAAAAUGCCCAGAGUACACAGCUGAAGCUUAUUGUACUAAAUUCUAGUACUAAACUUCUUCAUUGGCUGACCCUCUCUAUUAAUGUGAUACUCCAGAUAUGCUCCCACCAAUGGCCAAUUACAGCCUUAAAAUCUCCCCUUGAUUUAUAUAUUAUAAUCUUGCCCCGUGUUUACAGUUAUGUCCUUAUUUGCAACAACUUUAUUGGAUUAAAUGUAAAAGUAGAUUUAACAGGUUUGCACUCCCAGUGGAAAGCAUGGGGCAUUGGCCAUUCAAUCCAGCACAGGUACGAUGGGCUGAAUGGUCUCCUUCUGUGCUGCAUUAUUCUGUGAUUCUAAUUAAAAUUGAUGGGACAGAAUGUCUUGCAGGUCCUGUUCCCCUCAGUUCCCACAUGGCCUGUACUUUUUGUGCGUGAGCCUUGGAGGUGAUAGUGUUCCUACAAUAUUGCUGCUAUCAUCCUUCUCAGUGGUGGGGUUUCUGUGGUUGGGCUAUGCUGUUGAAUUAAAUUUGGUGAGUUUCUGCACUUCUUCAGGUGAAUGGUGCAUACUGAAACCACAUUGUGCCAGUGGUGGAUGUUGAGUUCAGGUGUAGAGGUAUCAUUCUGGCAGACUGUUUUGCUGUCCGUGAUGCUGAGCAUAGUGAACCAUUUUCAGGUGACUAUUCCAUCACCUUCUUGACUUGAGGUUUGCAGAUGGUGGAGAGGCAUUGAGAGAUCAAAGAGCGAGUCAAUUGUCAUAGAAUAUCCAGUGUUUGAUUUUGAAGCCACAUAUACAGUUGUUCCAGUUCAGCUUCUGGUCAAGAUGUCAACAGUGGAGCACUCUGCAAUGGUGAGGUCAUUGAAGGUCAGGGAUGGGUGGCUGAGUUUUCCUUGGAGACAGUCAUUGCUCGGCACUUGUGAGAUAUAAUUUACUCCUCCAUAAAUGCAGAAGCUGAGUAAUGGAAUCUGCUUUAUUGGAAUGUGUAACUCGCAUUGAAGGAACACAAACAGAACAGGCAGCCAGUUAUGAAUAAUCAAACAAAAAUUGCUGGAAAAACUCAGCAGGUCUGACAGCAUCUGUGGAGAGAAGGACAGAGUUAACGUUUCAAGUCCAGAUGACUCUUCUUCAGAACUAAAGAGAAGUAGAAAUGUGGAGAAAUAAAUAUAUGCUGUAUAAGGGGGGGAAUGGGACAGAUGAAGCUGGAUAGAAGGCCAGUGAUAGUUGGAGGGCAAUUUCCAGCAAUUUUUAUUUUUGUUUCAGAUUUCCAGCAUCUGCAGUUAUUUUGCUUUUAUCUGCUAUGAAUAAUCAAAGUUGUUUUGUUGUGAAAUUCAAGGGAAUGUGAAAUAAAAAGAACUGCCAGUGCUCAAGCUGUUGAAUGGGAUUGCAGUGCUGGUUAAAACAGGAGCAGGCUGCAUACACCUGUAACAACAGGUUAGUAAAUUGGGUAGAGACCUUUUGUCAACACAGACAUUGCAGCCUCGGAGCUGCUGAAUGGCAAUUUUCUAGUGUGAUGUGCUAAUGACCAGGAUUGAAUUGCAUGAAUGACUUUUAUUGAAUGUGAACAGUGCCGAAUAACAUCAAUUACAAUAGAUGAAUAACGAAACACCUGCUUUUUAUGUAGCAUCUUUCACAAUCUCGGGAUGUCCCAAAGUGUUUUACAGUCAAACUGCACCUGGAUAGUAGUGAAAAAGUACAAACUGCUCUGGGUAGCAGGAUGGACCGACGAACAACUGCAUGAGCUUUACAUCAAUAGGUGGGAUAAACGUAAAAACAAGUAUCAAAAAAACAAACACUUCAAUCUUGGGAGCCAAGCAAAAGUGUAAUAAUGUAAUAGUGUAUUGUACAAACUAAGUGUAAGAUGGCUGUAUUGUGAAUAUUUUGAAAUGUCUUUAAUAUUUGUCUGGUUUUUAACCUAUGUGCUGUACUUUAUUAGGAUCAGGGAAUAUUGACUAUUUAUCAAUGAAUAAUUAAUUGUAUUGUUGACCAGGGUGUCGUGAAUUGUACAGAAAAAAAUAUGCUGCUUUAAUUCUGGCGUUGCGGGUUAUUUAAUACUGUGUCCCAGUGUGCAUUUUUGUUCAAGCAGAAUUUGAGCCAAAGGCCAUUUUUUUUUGUGUUAAUGUAAAUCUGUGUGGCAUUUCUGUACUUUGGAAAUUAAAUAUAAGAUUAGCAGAUUCAAGUUUCACCUCUGCAUUCUGUUCUAUAUUUCAUCUGAUCUUUUUAACCUGCACAUUCACUUGAAAUCAUGAAAUUGAAAUAUAUAUUCCAAGAAGAAACUGACAAAAUUCUCCAAACAUGUAAUUACUCAUUUAUGAUUUAAUAAUUUGGCGAAUGAGAGUUCCCCCCUCACCCCACUUAGUUCCUGUUACUUCCCCCUCCCUAUCUCUGUUAAACCCCCUUCACCCCUACAACCCUCCAAGAUCCAUGUGCUCCUCCAAUUCUGGCCUCCUGUGUGCAUCCCUCCCUUUUUACAUGGUCCACCAUUGGCAGCCAUGUCUUCGUUUGAUAAAAACAAAAAAACUGCGGAUGCUGGAAAUCCAAAACAAAAACAGAAUUACCUGGAAAAACUCAGCAGGUCUGGCAGCAUCGGCGGGGAAGAACAAAGUUGACGUUUCGAGUCCUCAUGACCCUUCAACGAUGCUGCCAGACCAGGUAUUUCUGUUUUUGUUUUAUGUCUUCAUUUGCCUGUGUCCUUUUAGCUUUAGAAUUCCCUCCCUAAACCCUCUGCCUCUUCAUCUCUCUCUCUCUUCCUUUAAGAUGCUUCUUAAAACCUACUGCUUUGACCAAGCCUUUGGUCGCCUGUCCUGGCAGCUCCUUAUGUGGCUUAAUGUCAAAUUUUGCUUGAUAAUCACUCCUAUGAAAUGUUUUGGGACAUUUAUUUUGUUAAAGGAUGUCUUGUGGUGCAGUGAAUAGUGUCCCUGCCUCUGAACUUGAAGCUCUGGGUUAGAGUCCCAUCCCAGGACUUGAUGACCAAGGACAGUGUGUUCAGAAUGCAAUGCAGCCAAACAGGUUAAGUAUCAACCUGCAAAUCCUUCCAACACACCAAUGGCAGGCAUUAAGAGCAGGAGAGAUUCCUGGACAGCCAUGUCAUGGAAAGAAAGUUGGGAAUCACCACUAUCUAUCCAUAGUUUCAGACUGCGACAUGCAUGUGAAAAGGCAUUUUGCCACAGCAACUCUGACUCCUUGAGUGAGCUGUAACACACCACCAACUCUGUGUUAAAGGCACUACAUAAAUGUGAGUUGUUGUUGUUGUUGUAGUUAUUGUCAUGAUCUUGCUGAAUGCUCAUGGAAACUUGCCCGAUAGUAAUGGCAGUUCUCAACUGUAUCAUAAACAAAAUAAAUCUUUUAAACCAGA
This is a messenger RNA of Carcharodon carcharias (great white shark), 6573 nucleotides long. It is a transcript of the gene pomgnt2, whose product is annotated as protein O-linked mannose N-acetylglucosaminyltransferase 2 (beta 1,4-). The coding region runs from base 494 to 2248 and encodes 584 amino acids. The record is from RefSeq and is a predicted model, not a curated record. Gene Ontology annotation, molecular function: protein O-acetylglucosaminyltransferase activity; protein binding. Lineage: Eukaryota; Metazoa; Chordata; Chondrichthyes; Lamniformes; Lamnidae. The transcript is spliced from 3 exons. Gene Ontology annotation, biological process: protein O-linked glycosylation via mannose. Gene Ontology annotation, cellular component: endoplasmic reticulum.